Molecule: messenger RNA, 2436 nt
Organism: Peromyscus eremicus (cactus mouse)
Lineage: Eukaryota; Metazoa; Chordata; Mammalia; Rodentia; Cricetidae
Gene: Rab37
Product: RAB37, member RAS oncogene family
Exons: 9
Coding region: 1-672 (223 amino acids)
Cellular component (GO): endosome; Golgi apparatus
Molecular function (GO): GTPase activity; GTP binding
Source: RefSeq, a predicted model, not a curated record
AUGACUGGCACGCCGGGAGCUGCUACCACCGGGGAUGGAGAGGCCCCCGAGCGCUCCCCGCCCUGCAGUCCGAACUACGAUCUCACGGGCAAGGUGAUGCUUCUGGGAGACUCGGGUGUCGGCAAAACCUGUUUCCUGAUCCAAUUCAAAGACGGGGCCUUCCUGUCCGGAACCUUCAUAGCCACCGUCGGCAUAGACUUCAGGAACAAGGUGGUGACAGUGGAUGGUGCCAGGGUGAAGCUUCAGAUCUGGGACACUGCAGGACAGGAGCGCUUCCGCAGUGUGACCCAUGCUUAUUACAGAGAUGCUCAGGCCUUGCUCCUGCUGUAUGACAUCACCAACAAAUCUUCUUUUGACAACAUCAGGGCCUGGCUCACAGAGAUUCAUGAGUAUGCCCAGAGAGAUGUGGUGAUCAUGUUGCUAGGCAACAAGGCGGAUGUAAGCAGUGAAAGGGUGAUCCGUUCUGAGGAUGGAGAGACACUGGCCAGGGAGUAUGGUGUUCCCUUCAUGGAGACCAGUGCCAAGACUGGCAUGAAUGUGGAGCUUGCCUUCCUGGCAAUUGCCAAGGAGCUGAAGUAUCGUGCAGGCCGGAAGCCUGAUGAGCCCAGCUUCCAGAUCCGUGACUAUGUGGAGUCCCAGAAGCAGCGCCCCAGCUGCUGCUCCUUUGUGUGACUCCCAAAGGGCUAAGAGGAGGCCCAGAGACCCUUGGGAAUGCAGUCAUUCUAACUGCCCAGCCAACCAGGAGAAAGCUGGGAGUUCAGUAGGCAGCCCUGGCCAGGGAGGCAGCUGCCACCCUCGUUUCUCAAGCCUCCCUGUGUCAUGGGAAGGGUAAAAUAAUCAUACUUUAUCUUAAUAUAUAUAAACUAACACCAAAAAAGGCACCAGUGUGCCAUCCCUAAAAAACCAAAAUAGGUAGGGACUUGGUGGUCCUUCUGCCUUCUGGGACUGGGUUCUAAAAGCCUGGACCUUCCUCCUAGCAAGGGUGUUACUGCACCAGCAUGGCACCAGGGGACACCAAAGCACUGCUAGGGUGUGGGAGCUGGUUGUGACCCUGUCACCGUUCUCACUGGGAAGGCUAAGGAGACCCCAGCCUUCUCUUCUUCCAGCUCCCCAGGGGACAGCCAUUCCCAUUAGGAAGGGCCUUAGUGCUGGGAGCUAGCCCAAAGCCUCAGGAAAGAUAAAAGUGGAUAUUGGGGUGUGUGUUUAAGAAGCUGUUACUUGGGUGAGGUCUGCUCAGCUACCUCUGGGCUUCCUCACCCUCCUUUUGGAAGUGUGCCCCUUUUUCUCCAGCAUACAAGCACAGUGGGGCACCUGAAAAUAUUACUUUCUAGUCUCUGGACCUCACAUCCCCAGGGAUGCCCCACCAUCCCAUGGAAUCUCUCCCAUCAGCUUUCUGCCUGGGUUCCUAGAGGUCAGAGGCAAGAAAAAAAAUGUCCUUCCUUCCCAAUGCUGUGACAAGGUGUAUAGCACCACAGCUAUUUAAGGCAGAGGUAAGAGCCAGACAAAGAACUCACUGGCUCCUAGAGUGGGCGGGAAGCAGAACUGAACAACCCCAUAGUCCAAUUUUUCCCAUGAAGCCCCAGCUCUCUGUCUCCUCCCUGCUCUUUCCUUUAACUUCAGACUAAUACUAGGGUCAAAACAGUUUUGUCUCCUCCUCUUCUACUAAAUCAGGUGAAAGGGUGGGAUGUUGUCCAUUUCUGGGUGAGCCGAUGUAAUAGGUGCAAAACAAGGUAGUUUGGUCAAGCUUUGGGUAUGGAGAAGGGCAGCAAGGAGGUCUUAUAGGUCCGAGGCCAUGUGUCUCCCAAAGCCCUGGCCUCACCCUUAGAAGGACGCUGGAGGUAUGCAGAUCCAUGACCCACAGGCACCUUUUACUGCAGCUCUGUAGGCUGGGCAGAGACUGGUGCGCCAAGAAAGUAUGCAUUGCACAUUUCUGAGGCUAACUGCAUUUGCUUUCAAGGCAGAAAUCUUGGUCUCUGAGCAGAGUCAGCGCUCUAAACUCAGGGUGAUAAGGAAGCUCUCUGUGACCUCUCACAGGCAGGAGGAGGAGCCUAGGCUUGCCUGUUCUCUUCUGGGGCUCUGAGCAGGUUGCAGGAGCUCCAGUCCCAUAGCUCUGGGUCUCCGGCAUUUGUGUUUUUCAGAAUUAAAUUGCAGUAUUUUGGAAAGUAUAGCCUGACGUUUUUUCCUGUUUGUUCCCAGAGGAAGAGGGAUCACGUUGGAGAGUUUGUUACUUGGCAUGUGGGCAACUGUUACCAAUGCUCAAAUCAUUCCAUCCUCAUUCUUGGUGUCCUCAUAGGCUCAUCUCACCCUUAGCUGACUGCCCUCCCCCAGACCAGCAUCUUUGUGGGGAAGAGGGAGCUGGAAAGCUUAUCUCACAAUCCAAGUCAUUUUUCUUUCUCUGUUGAAAAAAGCCAGGCCUCCAUUCCCUGUGGAGUGAAU